Messenger RNA from Prorocentrum cordatum, 2790 nucleotides. The record is from the annotation of a GenBank genome assembly. NCBI's taxonomy places the organism in Eukaryota, Dinophyceae, Prorocentrales, Prorocentraceae.
GCCGUUCUGGCUCAAGGAAUUCCUACCUCAAGAAGUGUUGCGUUUGCACGUCCAGCCGCCUCCUUCACGGGGCCAGAUCACAGAAAGUGCACACCACGAUGAUGGCCCCGUGCAUGAAAGACGCGUGCGGUGGCGACGUGAAAGCCAUCGCUUAUGGCCUGUUCGUGACGCUCAUCCUGUCGGCGACGAUGGUGGUGGCAGGCUUGAAGGCGGGCAUCACCCCAGGCGUCAGCCCGCUGGUGGUGCUGUGUGGCUGGGGUGCCUUUCGGAAGGCGUCGAGGGGCCCAGCCGGAUCGCGCUUCCUGAACCUGAGCCAGGUGGCCGGCUCCGCUGGCAUGGCAAUCGUCAGCGGGGUGAUCUUCUCGGAGCCGCUGCUCCAGGUCAUGCACCUCAACUUCGCGCAAGAUGAGCUGGACCGCCUAGGCGUGGAGAAGAAGCUGGCGGAGAUGCCGUGGGGCGAGGCCCAGAGCCUGAUGGCGCAGUACGGCCUGUCUAUCCCAGAGGUGGACGUGCCCGUGAACAUCAUGGCCUGCCUCGUGGGCUCGCUGAUCGGCUGGGGCUUCGUCGGCCUCACCACGCGCAAGUUCCUCUCCGACCCGACCCUGCCCGCGCCGGAGGCGACGGCGUGCGUCUCGAUGAUCGAGGCCGCCGUGGCCGACAACGGACACAGGCCCAGGCUCGGCGUCUCCCUGAUGCUCAGCAUCGUUGGCAGCUUCGUCACGCGGGUGCUGGCGCUCCUGUCGCUGGCCUCCAGCUCCAUCCUCGUGUGGUCCAGGGAGGGCGCAAGCGGCUCCGCCUUCGAGCUGCUGGUGCCCUUCGACAGCGGCGCGCUCUACCUCGGCAUCGGCGCCCUGCUCACGGUGCCCACCGCGCUGCUGACCUUCACCGGCUCCUUCGUGCGCCUCGUCGGGGACUUCCUGCUGGCCGGCGUCGAGCCCGGCACGGACCUGGCGGCGAAGAUGCCGGCCAACUCGAUGCGCUGGGUCGGCGGCGGUGCCAUGACGGUCGCCGUGGCCUACAGCCUCGCCAGGUUCCUGGGCGCGGGCCUGGUCCGCAGGCCCCGUGCGGCGCAGUCCGCCGGCGACGUCGAGGCGAGCACCGGCGCGGACUCGCUGCUCGACAUCGGGGCCCGCAACGCGAGGGUGCUGGCGGGCGCCGUCGCGGUCGGCGCCCUCGGCCUGGCCAUCUGGCUCUUCGCCACGGAGGGCUUCAGCGCCUUCAGCGUCUUGAUGGUCGUGGCCAUCCUGGUGAUGGCCUCGCUGAUGGUGCCGCUGGGCGCGAUACUGUCGCUGCAGAUCGGAGGCUCCUGCUCUCCGGUGUCCGGCACUGUGUUCGUGACCACGCUGGUGCUGUGCCUGGUGGCCCUCGCGACUGGCCAGAGGGAUGUGGGCGCAGUGCCAACUAUCACGACGCUGCUAGUUGCGGCGUGCGUGGCCGUCUGCUCCGCCAACGACGUGAGCCAGGACUACAAGACCCUGCAGCUGUGCGGCGUCGCCCCGCGCGAGGGCUUCCUGGCCCAGAUCUUGGGCCUGCUGGUCGGCUCCAUAGUGGUGCCCCUGUCCCUCUACGUCGCCGACAGCGCCUACGGCCUCGGCACCGAUGCGCUGCCGGCGCCGCAGGGUAAGAUGUUCGCCACCCUGGUGCAGGGGCUGCUGAUCGAGGAGGAGCUGCCCUGGUACCCCAUCCUCAUCGGCGUGGGCGUGGGCGCCUGCGCGGUGGUCCUCGACUACGUCGGCGGCCGCCUCGGCGUGCAGAUGCCCGCCAUGUCCAUCCCCGUCGGCCUCUACCUGGGCGCGGACACGGGCAUCGGCAUCCUCAUCGGGUCCGCCUUCCGCUUUGCGGGCGAGCGCAUGCGCGAGCGCACGACAGGCGUGCCGGGCUCGCAGACGCACGAGUGCAUCCUGGCCGCGGCGGGCAUGAUCACUGGCGGCGCUUUCCUGGACCUCCUCCUGGGCGUCGCCAUCCUGUUCGGCUUCGACCCCGCGACCCUCAGCGUGUUCUCGAGCAGCGGCGCCGACGGCAAGCUCGACAUGCCGCUCGCCCUCUCCGACUCCCUCUCUGUGCUCGGCCUUCUGUUCCUGGGCUGGGUGCUGCUGCACAACUCCCUCCACGGCAGCGGGGACGAGGGGCCGCCCUGCAAGGGUGGCAAGGCGUCGUGCAGCGAGGAAGCGUCCGCUGCGUCGUCGCCCUCCGACGCGCGCGUGGCCCUCUGAGGCUCGGCGUAUCCCUCUCGCGGGGCUCGCGCGGCGCACGCCGUGGUUGUGAUGAGUGGUGUCGGGGGUUCCGUUUGUCGGCCUGUCAGUACAUCGGGUCGUUGGGGCCGGCGGAUUUUACGAAUCUUUCGUUGGUCGGCCCGGCAACAGUUCGGGCCGAUGUAUGUUUGCGAGCUCAAACAGCGAAGUGGGCGUCGAGGCAGUGGCACCAGCUACCACUGCAUCAGCAUUGUCUAGUACAACACCCUUGACGGUGUUCAGAGAGGGCAGGUGGGUCCGCGUUGGUCUGAAUGUGGAAUUUGCACAAGACGUUUCCACUUCCAGCGCGUUACUAGGGCCCACGGUUGUCAGCAUUAGCAGAAACACAAUCUACUCUGCUAGUACAUAUCGGACAGGCAACAUAAACGUGUAUGAUUCCCUCGUGGUUUGCAGCCCCCGUGUGCUUCUGACGCUUGCACCUGCGCGCGGCCAGUCUGCCAUUCCGCCGGGGCCCCCGGGAAGGAGGAAAAAGGCAGGCGGGGCGAGAGUGUAGAGCCUGGGCCGCGCGGGCUGCCCGAGCACGGAAGAGGCGCAGGAG